This is a messenger RNA of Selaginella moellendorffii, 2701 nucleotides long. RefSeq names its product MADS-box transcription factor 6. The coding region runs from base 652 to 2025 and encodes 457 amino acids. Gene Ontology annotation, biological process: positive regulation of transcription by RNA polymerase II. The record is from RefSeq and is a predicted model, not a curated record. The transcript is spliced from 13 exons. Gene Ontology annotation, cellular component: nucleus. NCBI's taxonomy places the organism in Eukaryota, Viridiplantae, Streptophyta, Lycopodiopsida, Selaginellales, Selaginellaceae. Gene Ontology annotation, molecular function: protein dimerization activity; DNA-binding transcription factor activity, RNA polymerase II-specific; RNA polymerase II cis-regulatory region sequence-specific DNA binding.
CUCUUGUGUGUGUGUUCUUCCGGUCGAGGCGCCGACACCUCAGCAGCGUGCCCCGGGAAGAAGAUCGAUCGCGGGCGCCUCCACGAGCUGCGGCAGCUAUGGCGGUGUGAGGCGCUCGCGCCGGCGCUGGAUUCGCCCCGCCAAGAAUCGAUAUUUCAAUGCCGGGGUUUGUCAUUCUCUAGCAGCUCGGCUCUUGUGUGCUUGGCAGGCCCGAAAUAUCGAAAAAGAAAGGUCGAAUCGGGCAGAAUUGGGAGCGCGGGAUCGUUGCCAAUGAGCAGCAGUCGUCUUGGAGCGGCUGGCAUGCGAUUGUAGUUCUUGAUCUUGCGGCGCCGCUCAUGGAAGAUGAGGAGGAGGACAGCUCGCAUUGACACUGCCUGGAAGUGAUUAGCUCUAGGAACAAGGACAGGUCGGCGAUCGCACCUGGCAACACCGAAGACGGGCCCCGCGCCAAAAGGAUCGCGACAGGAAAAUCCGGAUAGGGAAGAACUUAGAGGAGGAGAGUAGCUUUGAUCGGGGCUUGGAUCGGCACUGCAAGUUUAGAUCUUGUAAGUGUGUCGAGUCCCAGAUUGGAGAGGCCCAUCCCAAGGUAAAAGUUCAGCUCACUCACCGAGCGGAUGCGCUCUCAAUUGACGGGCACGACAUUAAUGUCAAAUGGUUGACGGUUGCCAGAGAACAGAAACAAUGGGUCGGGUGAAGCUGGAAAUAAAAAAGAUCGAGAACCACCAGGCACGCCAGGUGACUUACUCCAAGCGAAGGAAUGGGCUGAUGAAGAAAGCCUUCGAGCUCUCCACGCUGUGCGACACUGAUGUUGCCUUGAUCAUGUUCUCUCCGGCUGGGAAGCUGAGUAUUCAUCCCAAUGACGGGAGGAUUGAGGAGAUAAUCCUGCGCUUUAUUUCCCUUCCUGAAAAUGAAAGGACAAAAAGGCGGCUUGACUCUGAAGAAAUCAUUAACAAAAUUCGACGAUCUUAUCCAAGCGGAUCUGAGAUAACUAACGGGGAGACAAGCAACUCAAACUACGAGAGCCUGGUGGCUCACUACAGGGAUGUCUCCAAGAUUCAGUUUGAGAACGAGGCUCUGCGCACAAGAUUGCGUUUUUUCGAAGGCGACAUUGGAGGUCUCGGGAUCGAGGAGCUUUUGCAGCUCGAAGAGUGCCUGAAAUCUACACUACAGAAGAUACGCACACGCAAGCAAGAGCUGCAAAACCAUGGUAUGGGAGGCAUGAUGCAGAAUCAAGUGGUACCUUAUGGUCAACUGCAACAGAUGUAUCCUAUGAUGGCUCCUAACGGGUCGAUGGGAGAUGUUCAGAUUCCAUCCUCUUGGUCUGACAGUGCUUCGCAGUACAAUGAGCUCAGUUUCUUUCCCCAGAGAAGGGACAAUGGAGAUGCCAGCUCUCCCAGCUCCUCGAUGUCGCAAGCAUAUACAAAUCAGAUGAGAAUGAAUCAAGUCCAGCAGCUGAAGUCCCCGUUUGGGAUGCAGCAAGCCAUGAUGUCAGAGGCUAAGAUGUUCCCUCUCUACUACGAGGAGAUGGAGACACAGCCAACAAUCUACAAGGAGGAGAAGGCGGACUUGAUCCCACAGCAGCAGGAGGAGGAGCACAAAGAGUCGCUCGUGUUUGAUUCCACGGAGAUGCAACCCGUGUGGAACGCUUACAGAAACUCGGAGCAAAACCCAAGCUUCUACCCCGGCCAACAAGAGGCGAUAUCCGAUUCUAACUUCUCCAGAGGUGGAGCUGGCAAUGACUCGACCCAGAACAACAUGAUGGUUUCGUUCGACUGCAGCCAUCACGGCAUUGGCGAGACCGGUUUGGAUUCGUCUAACAUGCUCUGCGGGCAACAGGUGAUGUGCGGGAGUGGCGCUGGUGGCGCUGGUGGCGCUGGCGCUGGUGGUGGCGAAGAGGACGGUGCUGCCAACGCGUCACAGCAACAGCCACAGCAGCAGCAGCAGCAGCCGCAUGCGCAGGUGUCGGCACCACCGAUCAGCACCAGCCAGAGCUCGCUCACACUGUCAACAAGCUAUGAAAACUGACGACGAGACGGCCAACUCAAACUUGAUCUCUCACAGACAAGACAACAGAUACCAUAUCGGCGGCUAGCUAGUAGACGGUGUUGCGGGACGGGGGGAAGAAGAAAAAGACGCCAAAAGAAAAGAAAGAAAAAAAAAAGAGCUAGAGAAGAUAGUUAAGUGCAGGACGACGAAGAGGAGGACUUGGACUGGAGGACUGACGGAGGAUGAUUGAUUGGUAACGACGAUGAUCAGGGAAGCUGAAGAAGAAGGAAGCAGCAGCAAGGAUGGUGGUGGUGUUCAGGAUGGAUUCAAAUGCUCUCUCACUUGCUCGCUCGCUCGCUCGCUCUCCAGGAAAGUAGGAGGGGAAUAACUUCGGUGUAUUUAAUGGCGAGAGUGAGGACAAAGAGAGCCAAAACAAAAAGCUUGGGAGUGGGAGCCAGGGAGGCAAACGCGCCAGUCAGUCAGUCAGGCAGUGUAAAUAGCAGCAGCAGCAGCAUGGAAGAACAAUAUGUAGGUGAGGAUAAAUUUACCGUUGUUGAGCUUGAACGCACGGCCGCAAGAAGAGACUAGGCAAGGAAGGAGGAGGAAGAGGGAAAAAAAAAUGUUUGGCGAGAGAGGCAGGAGGCAGCAAGCAGCAGCAAGAAGAAUUUCAGUUUUGUUCGUCGGAUGAUAAAACAAUAAGUGUUUUCUCUCUUUU